This is a messenger RNA of Plenodomus lingam JN3, 4392 nucleotides long. The record is from RefSeq and is a predicted model, not a curated record. NCBI's taxonomy places the organism in Eukaryota, Fungi, Ascomycota, Dothideomycetes, Pleosporales, Leptosphaeriaceae.
AUGACGUGUAGCUUUCCGCCGAACGCGCAGGGCCAAAGAUUGUGUGGGAAGCGAGCUUGGACUGCCAGGCGGUCCGUGGUCCCAUCCACAUCCACCCCAGUCCUGCCUUUCACCAACGACCCGGAAAGGAAGACUGUCCAGGAGCUGCAGCAGCUAGGACCUUGCCUUGCCUUGCCUUGCCUUGCCUUUGAGGAAUCUGGGAAGGCGUUUUUUUUACUUUGUUGUAUUUUUGAGUGGCAGCUUGCUUCCCCUUCGAGGCCUUGGUAUGAGCUCGACAGGACCUUCUGGCCAGCCUUGUCGUACACGGUCAAUGAUUCCCAAUAUCACCUCAUUUCCCGCUGGUGUCGCUUGUGCUUCGGCUACGGACGCUACUACGUACAUGCAACCCUUCUAACCCCCCUCCCUCGGCGCCCAGCAUCGCCAUCGCCAGCGCCCUUGACAUUGCCAUUGCCAUUCCAAGCCAUUGCCAUUCCCAUCUGCUACAGGUAUUCAUCGCGCAUCGUCAUAGUCAUACCGGUAGGCUACCCGUCGGUUACGGCCGCCAACCGCCAACGUGAGCAGGAUCGACGGCUUGCGUUCGCUACGCUAUCUACCUGCUUGCCUGCCCAUCUACUUGCUGGCCUGCGUUGCUUGCCUGCGCGCUGCUUGCAUGUCAGGCGACGUGGUGCUGUCUUCCCUGAAUGCUCUCGGUUGCUGCCGCAGCCAUACAUUGUCUCCAUCGUCGUCGGCCUGCCGCUUUGCUUCACCACCACCGCCCGCCAUCAUCGCCCUACCCAGCGCGCGACCACCCUGUUCCUGUAUGCCCUGCGCCAACACGAGCCACAGUUCCAGGCGCGCUUCCGGUCUUGCCUUUGCGCCGGUCUUGCGUGUUUCGCGGCCCUGCGCAACCAGCCCCUAACCGCUGCAGCUACGCAGUCGCCUCUCCAAGUCUCCCAGCCUGUCAAAGCCAGUGCCGCCGCCGACGACAGCGACAACGUUGCGCCCCUCGCCCUCGCCUGCACCCUCACCGUCGUGCCCCACCCCGGCAAGUCGCCUGCGCGCUCUCUCUCUCCCUCUCUUUCUCUCGCCCGCUGCGAUACGAAGUACCCCGCCGACGUGCCUGCGCUCUCGCUACGCAGCGCAGUCCCGCGACCACAUUGUCCGAGGAGCUGUAACGCUCGCCUGCCCGCCGUCAUGCCCGUUGGCACGCAGAACAAUUCUCAUGCGCCGCGCGUGCGCAAUGGGGAGCCCCAGGCUGCCCUAGCAGCUCCAGAGCCUGCAUCCGCACGGCGCGAUCUCACCUCGUGGUGGAGGCAGUUCAGCAAGCGUCCAGCAAAGAAGGAGGACGAAAAAGAAACUGCCCCCCAGGGAAUAUUUGGUGUGGCCCUCAUCCAAAGUAUACCCUACGCCAAUGUUGCUAUAUCACUCUUCAACGAGCAUGGCGAAAGCUACAUAUACGGCUACGUCCCCAUCGUAGUCGCAAAGUGUGGUGUAUAUCUCAAAGAAAAAGGUCACGUCGCCUUCACCAUGCUUGCUUGUGCGCGCGCUAACAUUCCCGCAGCUACUGAUGUGGAAGGCAUCUUCAGGUUAGCCGGCUCGGAGAAGAGGAUCAAGGAGCUCAAGACUGCGUUUGAUACCCCGCCGCGCUAUGGCAAAGGCCUCGAUUGGACGGGCUACACUGUCCACGAUGCAGCCAACAUCCUGCGCCGCUACUUCAACAAUCUUCCGGAGCCCAUCAUUCCACUUCAACAUUAUGAUCCCUUUCGGCAACCCCUGCGGAACCAUCAGGCGGAAGCGGUCGGCCCUAUCGAAGGUCAAGAUCCGUCGAUAGGAGGAUUCGACCCAGACGCUGCAGUACGGGUAUAUCAGCACCAGAUCAAGGCUCUGCCUUCCCUCAAUCGCCAGCUACUAUUGUAUAUCCUCGACUUGCUUGCCGUGUUCGCCGCAAAGGCAGAUGUGAACAAAAUGACGACCUCAAAUCUAGCCGCCAUCUUCCAGCCAGGUAUUCUGUCGCAUCCUCAGCACGACAUGUCGCCCGCAGACUAUCGGCUAAGCCAAGACGUUCUCAUCUUUCUCAUUGACAACCAAGAUCAUUUCCUGAUUGGUAUGGAAGGCACCGCUGUCGAUGAGGGUACCGUCAAGCACAUAGAAAGUGGGCCCUCAACCCCACAAGCACGAACACCAACGACUCCAGGUCGCAAUCCCUCUGACAUCGGACGAUCGGCUUCGACCACAUCCAGUGCUGGUGCAGAGAGCUUGCGCAUGUAUGGAGGUAUUCGUCGAAACGUCUCAACAUCUUCGAAACGGUCACGACGCUCAGGAGCUGUGCCCAGUCCCAUUACCCCUGCCUUUUCUACCCCAGCCACCUCGAGUGUUAAUAGAAGUAACACUCUGCCUACCAAGCGGUCACCUGCUAUCGGUAGUCCGCGAUUCCCCUUCAACAAGGUCUCAGGUCCUUCUACACCCGUCGCCGAAGAGGUGAAGAGUCCAGUUUCGCCUCCUCAACAUGCAGAUGCCUCAGUGAGCGUCGCUAAUACAAAGCAAGAAACGGAACAAAUUACGAAAGACUCCGAACCGGCCCAGCCCGUACAGGCAGUCGUAGAGCAAGUCCAAGCCGUGCAACCCACGGUAUCGGAGCAAGAACCAGCCGCGACCAUUCCCAAGAGGUCCGCAACCAUGCCGCCUCAAAAGAUAGAGAUGCCGGCUCCCUUUGCCCAUGUCCCCGCUCGACCUCCAAGGCCAAUGUCCGUCACGCCAGCUAUACAUGAGAUGCCUGGAGGCUUUCCAUUGCCGUCGCCUGGUGUUAUCCCGCCAAGUGCGCCUGUCACGCCAGAUGUGUCCGCCCAAAUUGCACAGGAAAUGCUACCCGUCCGCGCUUCUACUCCACUUCAGCGCAGUCCAUAUCCUAGUCCUCGCCGCAGUCCUCAUCGCAGUCCCCAUCGCACUCCCCAGCGCAGCCCUCACCAUACUCCCACGCGUGAACGAUCCGAAUUCCUAGAAGGACCUAUCGACUCUGGUCCCUCUGCUGAGCUCACGCCAGCGGUACGCACCUUUACCCAGAUCUUAGCCAAGGUGGCGGCCUCGCCGACAAACGAAGCAAAGGAUGAACGAAAACCAAAGAAACUUCAGAAGAAACGUGGCCCACUGGGUGCGAUUACCAGCGCACACAGUUCUACUCAUUCGCUGACUGCUGGGGAUGUUGGUUUUGGCGGUUCUUAUGUGCCUCCAGCUCUCGAAUCACCAUUGCAACCGCCACACCCUCCUUUUGCACACGGCCAGUCCCAAGCCAGCGGAUCCAAGGAAGGCCUACACUCGCACAAUGACACUGUAUCAUCGCGCCACUCUGGUAUAACGUUGAAGCCCAGCAUGUCACCAUCGGCUUCUUUCAGAUCGCAUUCGACUGCCACGGAGCACUCCGAAGCCGAGCAGACAGAUGAUAAUCUACCCAAAGAAGAAAAGCGCAGCUUCUGGAAAGGUCACAAGCGUGGUGAGAGCAGAGCAACGCCGACAGCAAGCUCUACGGACCUUCACGGCUCUGUGCCCGGUGGUGACAAGAGCAUGAGCUCUUUCGCUAGUAGUUCAGGGAAUACUGGAGGUGGACGCAGGAGCCUUCAGUACGAUUCCAAUCCCAGUCCUGAUGCCUCGGUGGUUUAUGGAAGUCCGCCAGACCACGACCGAUCGGAGAAGAAUGGCGUAUUCGGCUGGUUCCACAAGAUGAGAUCAGACCACCAAGACCGGACGGAUAAGAAGGAACGCGCCAAAAGUCCACCAGGGAGUUUUAGUCGCUUACCUCCGCCGCAGAGCCUCAUGCAGCCAUUGAAUGAUCCUGCCUCAAGAGGUCGUACUAUGGAGACUUCGCACGUGACAGAGAAGACCGAUAAGUCUGACGAUACCACUCCAACUGGGUCAACGCCAGUUGCAUCCACUGCUCCCGGAACUUCAUCGUCGCCUGUACCUACAUCUCCGCCUGCCUCUGUACCUGGGCCUGGCCCUUCACCUGAUCCAGUACCAGGAGCUUCGGAACCAAAGCUGCGACAUGGCCCCAUGGCCCUCCGUAGCGAUCUCCCAGCUGCACUCUUUGAGAAGCGAUCGGUAGCGCAGUCUCCAAGCAGGAAUCCUGCUUUGCCUGACGCGGUCACCCCUGCUUCACCCCCUACAUCUGAAACUGCGCCAGUUGAGAACGCUCCCGUCAAAGAGGUGGAAUCUGAAGCAACUACCCAGUCAGAGAGUGCGACGGCACAGCCAUUUCAAACGGCAACUUCACCAUCUGAUUCGCAUCAUGCGUCUUCCAACUCAACUGUAACCAUCACGUCUUCUUCUCAACCGCCGACUGCAACCACCACGGCGAAUCCCGCGCCUGGUGAGAAUGCGCAAGGUGCGCCGGCUACCUCCGCCCAGGCACCAGCUAAGUAG